Molecule: messenger RNA, 801 nt
Organism: Lodderomyces pseudojiufengensis
Lineage: Eukaryota; Fungi; Ascomycota; Pichiomycetes; Serinales; Debaryomycetaceae
Gene: SYN8
Product: syntaxin
Exons: 1
Coding region: 1-801 (266 amino acids)
Biological process (GO): vesicle fusion; intracellular protein transport
Cellular component (GO): endomembrane system; SNARE complex
Molecular function (GO): SNAP receptor activity; SNARE binding
Source: RefSeq, a predicted model, not a curated record
AUGUCGUCUGUGAAAAUAAAAGAAAUAAAAUCUUUGUUAUACAAGUUAAGGUUAAAUAUUGAUCAAAUACGAGAUUUGAUAGAAGAAAGAAACAACUUAUCAAAAUUACAUUUAGAACCAUCCACUAAUGACAAUUUUGAUUUAAUCACACUAUUUACCAAAACUACAGAAUACUUCAAGUUAGUGGAUGACUAUUUAUUGAAAAACAAGAAUGUAGAGUUUCAGGACCAAUUUGAUGAACUUCUCGAAGCCUAUAAUAAUAUAUAUAACAGCCUACAGCUGGACUCAACUAUUGAUGUAUCUGAAUAUAAGUUUGAAAAACAAACAAACUUUGCAAACCACCCAAGUAAUACUACGACAAAGACGGUCCGAUUCAAAGACAUACCGGACGAAGAAGACUCUCCAGAAUCUCAGAUGGGCAUUAAUCAGUUCAAACCAUACAAAGACUUUGAGCAAGAUAUAACGGAACAUCCACAAGACGAUCAAUAUAGAGACAUAAAUAAUCACCAAAUGUUUGCACAACAUCAACAAACUAUGAUGAGACAAGACCAAGAUUUGGAUUUUUUACAUCAACUGAUUUCGAGACAAAACCUGAUGGGUCAUGAUAUCAAUCAUGAAUUAGAUGAUCAUAUCAUAAUAUUAAAUGAUUUGGAACAAGGGGUGGACGGGUCUAGUUUUAGAUUAGCUCGAGCUACGAACAGAAUUAAUGAGUUUAGGCGAUUGGCAAGAGAAAAUGGAAGUUUGUUCACCAUCAUUAUUUUGACAAUUAUUUUGAUACUUUUGUUGAUUGUUUUGAACUGA